UAAUUCAAUAUCCUGCAAUCUGCUUCAAUCAUUUUCAUUCUUCUAUAAUAACUCUCCAAGGAGCAAAGAAACUAUUCUGAUUCCAAAAACACAGCAUGAAGGAAACAGAAGCUGGUUCCAGUGAUCUCAGUGCACUUUUAUCUGAUGCAGAUUCACUGGAAACCCAGUCUCCAAGAGCCCUUGGAUCAGUUUCUGGUGCGGUGUUCAACAUCUGCACAACAAUGGUUGGAGCCGGAAUCAUGUCGAUUCCGGCCACCAUCAAGGUUUUAGGAAUCAUUCCGGGCUUUGCCGUCAUGUUCAUGGUUGCUGUCUUGGUUGAAAUCACGGUUGAAUUCUUGUUGAGGUACACUCAACAUGGAAAAUCAACGACUUAUGCUGGAUUAAUGGCUGAGUCAUUUGGAUCAUUGGGUUCCCUUGCUGUUCAAAUCUCUGUUAUGAUCACUAACCUCGGUUGUCUCAUCAUUUACUUGAUUAUAAUUGGAGAUGUUCUGUGUGGGAAUCAAUCUGGGGGGACCUUGCAUUUGGGGGUUUUGCAGGAAUGGUUUGGGAUUCAUUGGUGGAACUCUCGUGCUUAUGUUAUACUCUUGGUUGUGCUCUUUGUUAUGCUUCCAUUGGUGUCCUUGCCUCAUAUGAAUUCAUUGAGGCACAGUUCCGCAAUAUCAAUUCUUCUUGCAUUGGUGUUCAUUGCCAUAAGCUCGGCAAUGGCAAUUUAUGCAUUUUGCAAAGGGAAAACACAGAACAUUAGAUUACUACCAGACUUUGCCAAUCAAGUCUCUGUCUUUGAUCUUUUCACUACUGUUCCGGUCCUCGUAACCGGAUUCAGUUUUAAUGUUAACGUUCAUCCCAUAAGGUCAGAACUCAGCAGACCUUCUGAUAUGAGAUAUGCUGUCAGGGUUUCUUUAGCAAUCUGCUUAGCCAUUUACUUCUCUAUCGGUUUCUUCGGGUACAUGCUCUUCGGGGACUCCAUCAUGGCUGAUAUCCUAGUGAACUUCGAUCAGAAUUCGGAUUCCGCAAUUGGUCGACUCAUAAACGAUACAGUUCGAUUAAGCUACGCGAUGCACCUAGCUCUAGUCUUUCCAGUACUCAACUUCUCAUUGAGGGCUAACAUCGACGAACUCCUCUUCAAAAAGAAGCCCAUCCUAGCCGAAGACAACACGAGAUUCGCGAUUCUCACUUGCGUAUUGCUCACUGUUUCGUAUAUAAUCGCCAUAGUCCUACCGAAUAUCUGGUACUUCUUCCAGUUCCUGGGAUCAACAACUGUUGUUUGCCUAUCAUUCAUUUUUCCAGGAACCAUUGUUCUCAGGGAUGUUCAUGGGAUAUCAACAAGACAAGAUAAGAUGAUAGCCAUUUUGGUGAUAAUGUUGGCUAUUUUGACAAGCAUAAUUGCCAUAGCUACUAACCUGUGGAGCGCGGGGUAGUUUUAUAUUGGAAGACAAAAGCAAGAGAAUGUUAUAGAGAAUUCAAGAGGCCAUGCUAAAGGUCAAAUAAAGCAGCUUGGCCAGCUCAUACAACCUUUACCAGAUUUUAUUGCACCAUAAAGUUGAAAAGAAAUCAACACCUUUGACUUAUUAUUAUAUA
Molecule: messenger RNA, 1578 nt
Organism: Hibiscus syriacus
Lineage: Eukaryota; Viridiplantae; Streptophyta; Magnoliopsida; Malvales; Malvaceae
Product: amino acid transporter AVT6C-like
Exons: 6
Coding region: 96-1418 (440 amino acids)
Biological process (GO): amino acid transmembrane transport
Molecular function (GO): amino acid transmembrane transporter activity
Source: RefSeq, a predicted model, not a curated record